CCAGCAGAACCUUGUGGGAUUUUGCUUUCCUCUCUCCUGCGUCUGAGCUCCAUCUCCACUGGCAACAUGAACCGCCAAUUCACCUGCAAGUCGGGAGCUGCCACCAAGGGGGGCUUCAGCGGCUGCUCAGCAGUGCUCUCCGGGGGCAGCUCAUCUUCCUACCGGGCAGGGAGUAAAGGACUCAGCGGGGCCUUUGGCAGUCGGAGCCUCUAUGGCCUAGGGGGCACCCGGAACAUCUCCUUCAAUGUGGCCAGUGGCAAUGGCAAGAAUGGAGGUUAUGGAUUUGGCCGGGGCCGGGCCAGUGGCUUUGCUGGCAGCAUGUUUGGCAGUGUGGCCCUGGGACCUGUGUGUCCAACUGUGUGCCCACCUGGAGGCAUCCACCAGGUCACCGUCAAUGAGAGCCUCCUGGCCCCCCUCAAUGUGGAGCUGGAUCUUGAGAUUCAGAAAGUGCGUGCCCAGGAGCGGGAGCAGAUCAAGGCUCUGAACAACAAGUUUGCUUCGUUCAUUGAUAAGGUGCGCUUUCUGGAGCAGCAGAACCAGGUGCUGGAGACCAAGUGGGAGCUGCUGCAGCAGCUGGACCUGAACAACUGCAGGAACAAGCUGGAGCCCAUCCUCGAAGGCUACAUCAGUGGCCUGCGGAAGCAGCUGGAGGCGCUGUCGGGGGACAGGGUGAGGCUGGACUCGGAGCUGAGGAAUGUGCGGGACCUGGUGGAAGACUACAAGAAGAGGUAUGAAGAGGAAAUCAACAAGCGGACAGCUGCCGAGAACGAGUUCGUGCUGCUCAAGAAGGACGUGGAUGCGGCUUAUGCCAAUAAGGUGGAGCUCCAGGCCAAGGUGGACUCCAUGGACCAGGAGACCAAGUUCCUCAGGUGUCUCUUUGAAGCUGAGAUUGCUCAGAUCCAGUCCCACAUCAGUGACACGUCUGUCAUCCUGUCCAUGGACAACAACCGCAGCCUGGACCUGGACAGCAUCAUCGAUGAGGUCCGCACCCAGUAUGAGGAUAUUGCACUGAAGAGCAAGGCCGAGGCUGAGGCGCUGUACCAGACCAAGUUCCAGGAGCUGCAGCUGGCUGCUGGCCGACAUGGAGAUGACCUCAAAAACACCAAAAAUGAAAUCUCAGAGCUCACUCGGCUCAUCCAGAGAAUCCGCUCAGAGAUUGAGAAUGUGAAGAAGCAGGCUUCCAACAUGGAGACGGCCAUCGCUGAUGCUGAGCAGCGGGGAGACAAUGCUCUGAAGGACGCCCGGGCCAAGCUGGACGAGCUGGAGGGCGCCCUGCACCAGGCCAAGGAGGAGCUGGCGCGGAUGCUGCGGGAGUACCAGGAGCUCAUGAGCCUGAAGCUGGCCCUGGACAUGGAGAUCGCCACCUACAGGAAGCUGCUGGAGGGCGAGGAGUGCAGGAUGUCAGGAGAAUUCCCCUCCCCUGUCAGCAUCUCCAUCAUCAGUAGCACCAGCGGCAGCAGUGGCUAUGGCUUCCGGCCCAGCAUGGUCAGCGGUGGCUACGUGGCCAACAGCAGCAGCUGCAUCUCUGGCGUGUGCAGUGUCCGCGGCGGGGACAGCAGGAGCCUGGGCAGUGUCAGCGACUACAAGGAUACCCCGGGGAAGGGCUCCAGCCUGAGUGCCCCCUCCAAGAAAGCCAGUCGGUAGAGGGGGCUGCCCCAAGUCCCCCCACUCCUCCCUGUGUCCCUGUGCCCUGGCUCUGGCUCCCACACUGCGCCCUGCCCCCAGCCCACUGUCAGCUCCGUGUCCACCCUGCUGGUCCUACUCCCGUACACCUGCACUGACCUUGGCCAUCCACUCUCCCAGCCUGCGUCUUCCUGAGCCUGGACAGGCCUCAAUGACCAAGCUUGGUGAAAUUCCUCCCUGCACACUGGGCAGCCACUCCUUGGCUGUAGUCCC
Molecule: messenger RNA, 1896 nt
Organism: Nycticebus coucang (slow loris)
Lineage: Eukaryota; Metazoa; Chordata; Mammalia; Primates; Lorisidae
Gene: KRT71
Product: keratin 71
Exons: 9
Coding region: 67-1644 (525 amino acids)
Biological process (GO): intermediate filament organization; keratinization
Cellular component (GO): keratin filament
Molecular function (GO): structural constituent of skin epidermis
Source: RefSeq, a predicted model, not a curated record